AUGGCAAGUGGAAUACUCCCCUACACCCAGUGCGUAAAAUGGCGCUUUGGCUGCGGAAAGACCUGGCAGCUCCUGUUCUUCCUUUUUUAUUUCAACCAUAUGGUCAGCGGACAUAUCCGGUAUUCAAUCCCAGAGGAGAUGAAGAAAGGCUCCCUCAUCGGUAAUGUAGCUCAGGAUCUCGGUUUGGAUCUGAAAAGGCUCCGGUCUGGUCGGGCCCGUAUCGUGACCGGAGAAAACAAUCAGUACACCGAGCUGAGGACAGACAAAGGGAUUCUAGUGGUGAACGAGAGAAUAGACCGAGAGCAGCUUUGCGGAGAUGUGACACCUUGCAGCUUCACCUUUGAGAUUAUUUUAGAAAGCCCCAUGGAGCUGCAUCAAAUUACAAUCUGGAUUCAGGACCAGAACGACAACCCUCCUCAGGUCCUGUACCCAGUCCAGACUGGUGGCUCUUUGGUGGCUGAGAUGGUGCCUCGUUCAGCAGAUGUGGGCUAUCUGGUGACUAAAGUGGUGGCUGUUGAUGUGGACUCUGGACAGAAUGCCUGGCUGUCCUAUAAACUGCAGAAAGCCACAGACAGGGCGCUGUUUGAAGUGGGCUUACAGAAUGGAGAAAUCAGAACUAUCCGCCAAGUCAGCGAUAAAGAUGCAGUCAAACAGAGACUGACUGUUAUAGUGGAGGACAACGGGCAGCCCUCUCGUUCAGCUACAGUCAUUGUCAACGUGGCGGUGGCGGACAGCUUCCCUGAAGUGCUGUCGGAGUUCACUGACUUUCCACACGACAAGGAGUACAAUGACAACCUGACUUUUUACUUAGUGCUGGCUCUAGCUGUAGUUUCCUUCCUCUUCAUCACCUGUUUAGUUGUUAUUAUAUCAGUCAAAAUCUACAGAUGGAGACAGUCUCGCAUCCUGUAUCACUCCAAUCUGCCUGUGAUUCCAUAUUAUCCACCACGUUACUCGGACACUUUGGGGACAGGGACUCUCCAACACGUGUACAAUUACGAGGUGUGCAGGACGACUGACUCCAGAAAGAGUGACUGUAAGUUCGGCAGAGCUGGUAGUCAGAACGUGCUGAUAAUGGACCCCAGUUCUACAGGGACGAUGCAGCGGAUUCAGAAUGAGAAGAGCAUCCUGGAUGAACCAGACUCUCCUCUAGAGUUCAGGGACAGGGAGGUUCUUUGUAAGCUCACACUGAAAUAG
This is a messenger RNA of Toxotes jaculatrix (banded archerfish), 1194 nucleotides long. RefSeq names its product protocadherin gamma-A7-like. Gene Ontology annotation, molecular function: calcium ion binding. Bases 1 to 1194 code for a protein of 397 amino acids. Gene Ontology annotation, cellular component: plasma membrane. Lineage: Eukaryota; Metazoa; Chordata; Actinopteri; Toxotidae. Gene Ontology annotation, biological process: homophilic cell-cell adhesion. The record is from RefSeq and is a predicted model, not a curated record. The transcript is spliced from 4 exons.